GAGAGAGAGAGAGAGAGAGAGAGAGAGAGAGAGAGAGAGAGAGAGAGAGAGAGAGAGAGAGAGAGAGAGAGAGAGAGAUGGACAGCGCGGCAUCGCCACCGUUAUCUUCUGCGACGGCGUUGUCGUCAUCGUCUCCAUUCACGCUAUCGCCGCUAAGUUUUCGGAGUUCGUCUCUUCGUUUCGAAGUGAGCGCGGCUGAGUUGAGUGCAGGGCAAUCGCUUGCCUCUGUACUGAACAACCCUCAUCAUGGCAAGGGCGGGGCAAUCGAUCUAAAUGCGUCAUGGAGCGCCUGGUUCGGCGGAGCGGGCGCGGGGGAAGGCGCGUUGGCGGACACCAUUCCGCCUGUUCCCCCCGGGACGCUGGCGGAAAUCUCCCGCUCCGAUUUCGACGCCUAUUUGUCGGCCAUUUCCGACAAGUACGGCCGUUUCCUUGAGGUCCGCGACCAUUUGCUAGCCUCGGAACAAGAAGCGGCAGCCGCAGCAGGAGGGGAAGGAGGAGGAGGAGGAGGAAGGGAGGUAGGAGGACAAGGUGAAGGUGGGGCAGAAGGAGAGAAGGCGGCGCAUGGUAGCAGUAAAAGAUCGAAGGGGGCGAUGACGGCUUCGCCGGCGACCAGUGUUGGAGCGGGAGCGGGAGGUGGAGGAGGUGGAGUAGGAGGGGGAGGAGGAGGAGGAGGAGGGACGAGAAAGGAGAAGGAAAAGCUUCAGGGAGAGGGACUUGUUGUGUGCUUGAGAGAAAUACCUCCCUUGUACUUCGAUGAGGAUUUCGCUCUUGAAAACCCGUCCGUUUUCCAGGCGGCUUGCCCGGUCGCCUCUCUCCCCGCCAAUCUGAUGCUGCAAGAGAAGCUAUCUCACUACCUUGAUCUGGUUGAGGCUCAACUAGUGAAGGAGAUUUCGGCGCGCUCUGACUCCUUCUUCGAAGCCCUCGGUCAGCUUGAAGACCUAAACGGGAAGAUGGUACUAGCGUGUGGGCAGAUCAAGUCUCUCCGCACGGUUGUUGAGCUAUUGGACGGCGAUCUGAUUGAGUCCGCCAGACAAAUCCAGGCGCACUAUGUGAGGCGAAACAACCUCCUCCAUCUGCUGCAGAAGCUCAAGCUAGUUUCGUCUGUGUACCAGGCACAGGUCACGCUCCGAUUGCUCAUGGCUUCUGAGGACUGUGCUGGGGCAUUGGAUGUAAUUGAUGACUUGAAGCGGUUGCUGGAAGGUGAUGAGUUGGUCGGCCUCCAUUGUUUUCGGUACCUGGGAGAGCAGCUAACCACAUCACUUGAAGCAGUCAACGGGAUGCUUGCUGCAGACUUUGUCAGAGUGGCUGUACAUAGCAAUUCAGACCUGGAAACGGCGGCCAUUAUUGCCAACUUUGGCCCUCGCGCUCAGCAACCUGCACAUAAUAAUGAGGAUGACACUGGGAAUGGCAUUCUGGCAAGGCUUGACGAAGGGAAGGUUUUCUCUGACAAUGAAGAGGAGGAGGAAGCAG
This is a messenger RNA of Chara braunii, 1470 nucleotides long. The record is from the annotation of a GenBank genome assembly. Lineage: Eukaryota; Viridiplantae; Streptophyta; Charophyceae; Charales; Characeae.